Messenger RNA from Megalops cyprinoides (Indo-Pacific tarpon), 2382 nucleotides. RefSeq names its product relaxin receptor 1-like. Bases 91 to 2382 code for a protein of 763 amino acids. Gene Ontology annotation, cellular component: membrane. NCBI's taxonomy places the organism in Eukaryota, Metazoa, Chordata, Actinopteri, Elopiformes, Megalopidae. Gene Ontology annotation, molecular function: protein binding; G protein-coupled receptor activity. The transcript is spliced from 18 exons. Gene Ontology annotation, biological process: G protein-coupled receptor signaling pathway. The record is from RefSeq and is a predicted model, not a curated record.
GGGGGGACUGGCGCGUCUUGCUAUUUCAGCAAACUGUGUUCAAUCUUGGCGACCGACUAGCUAUAUAUUUAGCAGUUUUCUUAAUUAACCAUGCCUGCCUUAAUUGUAGGCGUUCUUUUUACCGGCAGCCUGUUAUGCGGAGCGACAGUCACUUUAACCUCAUUCAGUGUGCCCGAAAAGAAGUCUAACUGCCCCCUCGGCUACUUUCCAUGUGGCAAUCUGACCAAAUGCCUUCCUCAGCUACUGCACUGCAAUGGUGAGGAUGACUGUGGUAAUCAGGCCGACGAAGAAAACUGUGGAGAUAACAAUGGCUGGCCUAAUCUUUUUGACAAAUACUUUGGAAUCCUCAAUAACGACUUUGGAACCAAGUCCAACAAAUGCUUGCUUGGGAUUGUCCCAGACUCUUGCCUCUGCAGAGGCCUGGAGUUGGACUGUGACGGAGCUCAGCUGCGGGCUGUCCCAGCAGUGUCUACAAAUGUCACCAUGAUGUCUCUACAAAGAAACAGGCUGAGGAAACUCAAUGCUGACAUAUUUUAUAAGUACCAGAAUCUUCAAAAACUAUAUCUGCAGCACAACAGAAUCCGAGUGGUGAACCCACACGCCUUCAGAGGACUGUAUAAUUUAACAAGACUGUAUUUGAGCCAUAAUAAGAUAUCCGUUCUAAGGCCUGGGGUAUUCCAGGAUCUUUAUAAGCUUGAGUGGUUGAUAUUGGAAAACAACAAAAUUAACCAGAUUUCCUCACUGACAUUCUCAGGGUUACGCUCACUGGUCCUUCUGGUGCUGCUUAAUAACGCUCUCAGUCAGCUGCAUGACAAAGCCAUCUGUCUGGAGAUGCCCAAACUGAACUGGCUUGACAUGGAAGGAAAUCAGAUUGAGAGUGUUGGAAAUGUGACUUUCUCCUCUUGCAACAUGCUGACUGUGCUUGUUUUACAGCGAAACAGAAUCAGCCACUUACAUGAAAACGCUUUCUCACCACUCCAGAAGCUUGGCGAGCUAGAUUUGUCCAGUAAUAGAAUUGAAACAAUUCCCCCAAAUCUUUUUGUCGAUCUUGGUGAACUGCUGCAACUGAAUAUUUCUUACAACCCCAUUCUGGAGUUGCAAAUGGACCAUUUUGAUAACCUGCACAAAUUAAAAUCACUAAGCAUAGAGGGGAUGGAGAUUAGGAACAUACAGAGACGGAUGUUUGAACCUCUGAAAAACUUGACUCACAUAUACUUUAAGAAGUUCCAGUACUGUGGCUAUGCUCCACACGUGCGCAGCUGCAAGCCCAACACAGAUGGCAUCUCCUCCUUUGAGGACCUGCUGGCCAACAUUGUGCUGCGGGUCUUUGUCUGGGUGGUGUCGGCCACCACCUGCUUCGGGAACAUCUUCGUCAUUUGCAUGCGAUCUUACAUCAGAUCCGAGAACAAGCUGCAUGCCAUGUGCAUCAUAUCCCUUUGCUGUGCAGAUGGCCUGAUGGGUGUGUACCUCUUUGUGAUUGGUGCGUUUGACCUGAAGUUCCGUGGGGAAUACAACCGCCACGCCCAGUCAUGGAUGGACAGCAUGCAGUGCCAGGUGGUGGGCUCCCUGGCCAUGCUGUCCACCGAGGUGUCCGUGCUGCUGCUCACCUACCUGACGCUGGAGAAGUACAUCUGCAUCGUCUACCCCUUCCAGUACCUGACCCCGGGCCGCUGUCGGACCGUCAGCAUCCUGGUGGUCAUAUGGGUGCUGGGCUUCGUCAUCGCCUUCAUCCCGCUGGUCGCCAAGGGGUUCUUCCGGAACUUCUACGGCACAAACGGGGUGUGCUUCCCGCUGCACUCUGAGCAGCCCGAGACUAGGGGGGCACAGGUCUACUCAAUUGUCAUCUUCCUGGGGUUGAACCUCGUGGCAUUUCUCAUCAUAGUGUUUUCUUACGGGAGCAUGUUCUACAACAUACAAAAAACAGGAACCAGAGCAACAGAGUACAGUAAUCACAUCAAAAAGGAGGUGACCAUCGCCAAGCGGUUCUUCUCUAUUGUCAUCACAGACUCACUCUGCUGGAUACCCAUUUUUAUAUUAAAGAUAUUAUCUUUGAUGCAGGUGGAAAUCCCAGGCACAAUCAGUUCCUGGGUGGUGAUAUUCAUCCUGCCAAUAAACAGCGCGCUCAACCCCAUCCUGUACACGCUGACGACGCGCCCGUUCAAGGAGACCAUCCUGCAAGUGUGGAUCAACUACAGGCAGAGGAGGCCUCUCUCCCGCGGCCACGCGGCCUACACGCCCUCCUUCACCUGGCUGGAAAUGUGGCCCGUGCAGGACUCCGCCCCGGCGCUGUCCUCCCCCGAGUACCUGGCUCACCCCUCCGAAAUGUCAUUCACCUCAGGGAAGUCAGAGCUCCUGCCAGCCAAGAGUAGAAAUGGUGUAUGA